This is a messenger RNA of Dermacentor silvarum, 1917 nucleotides long. RefSeq lists its product as uncharacterized. NCBI's taxonomy places the organism in Eukaryota, Metazoa, Arthropoda, Arachnida, Ixodida, Ixodidae. The coding region runs from base 221 to 1462 and encodes 413 amino acids. The record is from RefSeq and is a predicted model, not a curated record. The transcript has 3 exons.
CUUGCCAAGUUGCGCCAUCUAUCAAACUAUCGUGAAAACAAAGCACAAUGACGGACCAAUCACAGCGCGGUAUGUCUUGCCAUUGAAACUGCGCGCCACCGGCCGGCUUUGGCCUUCGCUGGUGCGUGUUGUUGAUCUCGUUGGGUGCUGCGCGUCUGGUGUAGUUGAAAGCUUUGACUGGUUAUGUUGCUUCGAACAGGUCGUCAAGCUUCGCUUUGAGAUGGACUUUAUAUCAGCUAUGGACUUUGUAGCCGAUAUGAUGCGAUUUUUGCUGAUGUUCGUAUUCCCCGCUGUAGAACGUGAAAUAUCCAACCCCGAUGACUGGAGCGACGUCGUCGCCAUGAAGGCCGCACGGGAAAUCUUGAGGAGAGUCAGCUACCCGGACGAAGACACUCGGCGGUCGCUGUACGCGUCGUGGCUGAGGGUCGUUGCCUCCACCAGAUGGCAGCAGUUGUUCGACCACCUCAUGCUGGAGUGCGUGGCUUCCACGCCGUCGCCGUCUGCCCCCUGGAAGCCGCUCUUCGCCAGCAUCUACAGAGUCGAGGACGUCAUAUACCUGCCUUUACGGGGUGUAAUAGAGCCUGUGCUGAACCCCGACAAGAUCCCCACACUCUUUGCACACAAGCUCGAGGAUGUCGAGCCGCUCCCUUCGUCCCCUGGGUUCGUCGACUUCCUCGCCGACCUGAUAAGGAAGAGUCGCAGCUCUCGGGCGGCCCUGAACGAGGCCGGCCUGAUCAUCGGCUUCUACAGCCUGGCGCUGGCCGUUGUCGCAGCCAAGCCCGUGAGAGAAGUGCAGGACUUCUUCCGCACCCGGAUGAAGAUGGCGCUGGCCGCGGCUGUGCCCACGUCGUUCGACGGAGACGUGUUGGUCCCCAACGGCAGGUUCCUGACCGAACUGGCCCGCAAGACGUACUCGCCCGAGGGAGAGGUGAAGCCUUACAUCGUGUUCCUGGUGCUGGGUCAGUAUGCAUACCACGUCAACGCAGCAGAAGCACAGCCCAGCGCCGACGUAAGGUUCCUGGAGGAAGGUUUUCUGACGCCAGCCAAGUUCGGUCACCUGGACAUAAUACACCUCCUGUACGUCGUGCAAGAGAAGACUGCGCUCAGCGCCAAGGUGCUCAACCGCAUCUUGCGUGAUAGCCACUCGCAAGAGGUAGACCUGUCUAGCCAGCGCGUUCGCGAGUUCCUGGCAGACGCUGACGAGCCGAUGCAGCGAACGAGGCCGUGGUGCCGCACAGCCAGCGUUUGUUUCUUCCUAGACCUCAACCUGUGCGAUCACGUGGACUACGCCAUGAGGCUGACGGCGUUCGUGGCGCCGGACCCCAACGACCUGUUGUGGAAGAGACCGGAGUUUGCCGAUGUACCAGCGGGACGAAUGAAGGAUGCUCGACUCUGGGCCCGCAACUUCAAGCGAGCCUUACGGAAGGGAAAGUACGGUACAGGUCCCAGGCUAGGCCAGUAACGAGUUGGUACGAUUUGAGAAUCCACCGUUAACGCUGUGCGGCCUUUCAAGUACUCUCCGUAGCCAUGUGAUUAGACUGUCUAGUCAAGCAUCAAGGGGAUGCUGAAACAUUCCACCUUACCCCAAGCUUAAUGCAGCCGCUAUGUGAGUCUGGUGAUAAAAGCUGUCCUAAUGCCAAAUCCAGCAUCAAAACAUGCGGGAAUGUUUCACACUGACGCUUCACCUUGCGUUGUAUGCCUUCAACAUUUUGUUGCGAUACCAUACCAGUGCCAAAUUCAACACCCAAGAGUACAGCGGAAUAUGUUGUCUCGAAGUUUUUCCUUGCCCCUAGUUUUCAUGAAGACCUUUUUGGCACUUUCUGUAGCAUUGUCAUUCUCCAACAAAGCGAUAAUGCUGAGAUGUUUUAUCUUUAAACCUUUCAUUUCAAUGAAAAAUACAGCUACUGUGUUUUAACC